AUAUUUUUCAAAGCUUGUACUGGAUUAUUAUUUAAUUUUAUAGUAGUUCGAAAUCAAAUAAAAACUAAUAGUUGAUAACUUUAAAGGUUAAACCAAAAAGUCACUAGACCAGUAGUUUUGUCACUAAAUAAUAGUUUAGCAUUUAGCAUCUUUUCAUAUAUGGUCACGUUGGUUGGUCGGCAAGUAGUUAAUUAAAAAUAAGUUUAGUAACACUUUUAAGGUGUUCCAAACAUGUCUGGCCGAAAGAAGAGACCAGGUCUGAAACUUCAAGUUUCAGAUGAUGUAGUUCCUCCUGUUGUUCCUCCAGCAAAUCUAGACACAAGAACGACCAUCACCAUAGGAGACAGAACGUUUGAUGUCGAAGCAGACGACUUGGAAAAAAUAUGCGAUUUGGGUAGAGGAGCCUACGGAGUGGUCGAAAAAAUGAAACACAUACCUAGCGGCACAAUAAUGGCCGUGAAAAGAAUAACGGCAACGGUGAAUACGCAGGAGCAGAAACGAUUGCUGAUGGACCUUGAUAUUUCCAUGAGAAGUAGCGACUGUCCUUACACCGUUCAGUUUUAUGGUGCGCUGUUCAGAGAGGGUGACGUGUGGAUAUGUAUGGAAGUGAUGGAUACCAGCUUGGAUAAGUUUUAUGUGAAGGCUUACAAGCACGGCCGUAAAAUACCUGAAGAUAUGUUGGGUAAAAUCGCAUUAGCGGUUGUUAGCGCGUUGCAUUAUUUGUACUCGCAGCUGCGAGUCAUUCACAGAGACGUAAAACCGUCCAACAUUUUAAUAAACAGGAAGGGGGAGGUGAAGAUGUGCGAUUUUGGAAUUAGCGGUUAUCUAGUCGACUCGGUGGCUAAGACAAUAGAUGCAGGGUGCAAACCGUACAUGGCGCCGGAAAGAAUAGAUCCCCAAGGAAACCCCUCCCAGUACGACAUCAGGUCGGACGUCUGGAGUUUGGGCAUAUCGCUGAUCGAGCUGGCGACUGGGGAAUUCCCCUACCCCAAAUGGGGCACCCCCUUCGAACAGUUGAAGCAGGUCGUCGCCGACGACCCUCCAAGACUGCCCCCCGGGCAAUUCUCGCCCGAGUUUGAAGAUUUUAUCGUGAAGUGCCUUCAGAAGAAGUACACGGACAGGCUGAACUACAGUCAGCUCCUCGAGCACGAAUUCCUCAUCAAGCACAAGGAAAUGGAUACGGAUAUAUCCGCGUCUAUAUCGGAGAUACUGGACCUGCCCGACAACCCUUGAGAUUCGUGCUCCGUUUCUUAGUUUUUACGUUCAAAAAAAAUUUUUAAUUUUCCAUUUUAUGAAUUCAAAUUGUCGGUUUAGUUCUGUUUGCUUUUAGGAGCUCUCUCGGAUUAUUUCAUUUUAAAAAUUUUUAUUUCAGUUGUGCGGUUCUGAUUAUUGUCGUUUUAAUUUUGAAUUUUUAAUUCGUCGGAGGAAAAAAUAAAUUGUAUCCUAUCAGAAGAACAGAGUUCGUAAAGUACAAAGUCUAGGGGUUCUCGAAAACAUAUUAGAUUAGAGGAAACUUCACCGUCUUAAUAGUCAAUAUUGUAUAUAGUAAGAGAAAUGUUGUAUAUUAGAGAAAAGUAUACAGUACCUUAAAGUAAACGACUGCCACUCUUCCAAUUAGUGAUAGUUCAACCCAGUAUUGAAACGUAACCUUUAAGUUUAAAAGUAAAAGAUUUCUUUCAUAUUUGAAAGCAAUAAAGCGGCAACAUUUAUUUUUUCGUUUUGUGGUGUACAGGGUGUUUCAGGACGAAUCGGCCGAAUUUGAAAUGUAAGUUUGAAUGAUCAAAGCAGGAAAAAGUCCUAUGAAAUGCUUCGUUUUCGCGAUACAGGGUGUUGAAAUUUGAAAAAUACAUUCUCGAAAAAAUCUCUAAAGAUGUCUGACGUAUAGUGAUGAAACGUUAGCGCUACUACCGCUAAGGACACCAGAGAUUUAACGAUAUAUAUAUUUUGGAAAUUCAAUCAGUGCUUACAGCUUUUAAGUGAAUUUCGCAGGAAAUUAAUCUAUUUGAAAAAUGAACCGUUUUGAAAUUAUUGUUUUAUUAAACUCCAUCACCGUUAACUAAAAAAAUCGGAAACUUUGGAACUUGUUUAGUAAAAAUUAUAUUUUUUUGCGUUUUAUUACAUGGAACAAGGGCCACACCACAUUUUCAGAAAAAAUUAAUUUUUUCGAAUCAAGUAUACUAAAUUUUUCGGUAACUGUAACGCAGCUAAAAAAGUGCACUUUUUUAAAUGAAUUGAAAAAAUGUCUGAGGUUUUUGGUGAUGGCAACUUUAAAAAACCAUUUUUGAGUAAUUAUUUCAUUAAAUUUGUAGCUUCGUGUUAUGCAAAAAAGUUUUCAUUUUUUUU
Molecule: messenger RNA, 2343 nt
Organism: Anoplophora glabripennis (Asian longhorned beetle)
Lineage: Eukaryota; Metazoa; Arthropoda; Insecta; Coleoptera; Cerambycidae
Gene: lic
Product: dual specificity mitogen-activated protein kinase kinase 3
Exons: 5
Coding region: 232-1233 (333 amino acids)
Biological process (GO): stress-activated MAPK cascade; protein phosphorylation
Molecular function (GO): MAP kinase kinase activity; ATP binding
Source: RefSeq, a predicted model, not a curated record